CGUGUAAGUUACAGAGCAUUCAGAAGCAGAAGCGAACCACAUGGGAUCCUUGGGCCCUGCCGCGAGCGUGAGCAAGAUCAACGACGGUGCGGCGGCCGUCGGCGGCCAGCAUCAGCAGAAGAAGAUGGAGUGCGGCGUGUUCAGCUGCAGCUUCCGGAUGCCGCUGCACUAUCCGCGGUACAAGAAGGCGGACUACAAGGCGAUGCUAGACUGGCGCGUCGACUGCCUGCUCCGGGAGUACGGCCUCCCGGUCGCCGGCGACGUCAACGACAGGAGGCGUUUCGCCAUGGGAGCCUUCCUCUGGCCCGGCCAGUACUGAUCGAGCUCACCUUAAUUUCCACCCAAAUCAGGCCGAUCAGCGACUGCAGAAGCAACGUCACAUGCCCGGUCAUGUAAUGAAUGAAGACCUCGUAUCAAAUAUUAUAUUCAUAUACAUCCGUCAUCUAAUGGAAAUCGCCACUCAGAAAAGAGUGUU
Molecule: messenger RNA, 475 nt
Organism: Lolium perenne
Lineage: Eukaryota; Viridiplantae; Streptophyta; Magnoliopsida; Poales; Poaceae
Source: RefSeq, a predicted model, not a curated record